AUGCUUCAUGCUGAAAGUAGAGUAAGGCUCUUGGAGUGUCAGGAUGAAAUCACAAUUGAACCAUGUUCUAAAAAAAUGAAGUCAACAGAAGGGGCUUACGAGAAGCUCUCUGAUGAUGAUAACCAAGGUAUUCGAGAGGAAGUGGACACUGAGAGAACAUCAAAUGAUUUGAUACCAGCGUUUGCCUCAGAUAACCAAGGGCAACAUGAAAUGCAGAAGCAAGAGAAAAUACCUACUGGUAUCUUGGGAACACUGAGUGAAGAGCUCCCUGAAUAUAAUCUAGUGCUUAGUCAGCCAAUUGAUUCAGAAACUGUGCAGAAUGUAAAUCUUCCAUUUGCAUCAAUAAAUGACACUGAAGUUGAAGAAAAGAAAGGCCCUUUUAUUACAAACAGUGCUGGUGAAGAUAAUAUUAGAAAUAGCAGUACAUCAUUCUCAGUAAAUAGAAAUGCAUCAGAUGAAGAGUUUUUUACAAGCAAAGAAUUUAUCGGACCGAUUUACAAGCCUGCCGAAAGUAACAAACAGGACAAAUCUGGCAGUUGCAAUGAACGUAAAAGCAGCGAGGGAGAUCAGAAUGAAUUGGAUGAAAACGGAGCUAAAAGAAAGGAGGCAAAGAAGAUGCAGACUAUUUCUUCUGCUGUACCAGAAAUAGAUGAUGAACUAGACCAGUUCUAUAAAGAAAUUCACCAGCUGGAAAAUGAAAAUUUAGAUACUAAUUUUCAGGAAAAAGAAACUGAAACUUCUCAGGAACAAUACUCUCCAUAUAACUGUAGUCAAACGUCACAAGAGGAUUAUCAACAUGUAUUGUUGGGCAGCCCACAACCAUUUUAUGAGAAUGGACAGUGUUUCUUUGGGGAACAGAACAGUCAGAAAACAAGCAAUGAGCAGCAGUUUGUUGUAGAAACAAGUGGCUGGAAAACUGAAAAUACCUUUAAUGGACAAGUAGAUUCUAAAUAUUGGAACUACUCAGUGCCUGAAUUCAGACCUGCUUGGCAGUUAACAGAGUCUUUCAUAGUACCUCAGGGACCUCUUCCUCCUAGAUUCAACUAUCAAUCGCAUUUUCAGAUACUUAAUUCCCCACCACAAAAAACAAAUGCUCUCCCUUCUCAGAAUGGUGAACUUUCUUACAAAAAUUAUCAUGGUUACCAUGGAAAUACCGAUAUCAACAGCCAUGGUCCAUUGCUUGAUCAAAGUACCAACUAUGCUGGUCAUAUUGAUAUCCAUGCUACUCAGGUCUUCAGAAAUGGAAAUAAUGACCAGAACGGACUCCGAAAUAAUGACCAGAAUGGACUCCAAAAUAAUGGUUUCUGUGAAACCAGAGAAGAGUGUUGGAAGGAUCCAAAAGCUGACAAUACAGAAGGAAUGCACAGCUUUUCUUCCUUGCAGUUACCUGGAGAAAGGUUCGGUUGUUCACAGAAAUUGCUCCUAAUCUUAAGAGGCCUACCUGGUUCAGGGAAAUCAACACUUUCUCGUAUUCUGCUUGGUCAAAGUCGUGAUGGCAUUGUAUUCAGCACCGAUGAUUAUUUUCGUCAACAAGAUGGAUAUACAUAUAAUGCUGCUCAGCUUGGUGAUGCCCAUGACUGGAAUCAGAAGAGAGCAAAGCAAGCAAUGGAGCAGGGAAAAUCUCCGGUUAUAAUAGACAACACUAAUACUCAAGCCUGGGAAAUGAAGCCAUACGUGGAAGUGGCUCUAGAAAAGGGAUACAGAGUGGAGUUCCAUGAGCCAGAUACUUGGUGGAAGUUUGAUCCUGAAGAAUUAGAAAAGAGGAAUAAACAUGGGGUCACCCGUGAGAAGAUUGCUCAGAUGUUGGAACGAUAUGAAUAUCAAAUAUCCAUACCUAUUGUCAUGAAUUCAGUGGUACCUCCCCACAAAAACACUCAAAGGCCACCUCUGCAGCGAAGACAUAGGGAGACGUUUUUAAAGGAGAACCCUGGGCACCUGUUGACAAAAGCAAAGCAGAGGAAAAAGCGAAGAAGAAACAAAAAAAUGAAAGGCAAUCAUACAGAAAUGAUGAAGAAGAAGUUAGGCAGAGCAGCUCAUCAUCCAGUUCCAGAUGACCAGGACACAUCAGAAAGCGAAGAGGAUGAUUCAGAAGAAGAAAACAGCAAAUUAUUGUGUACAUUCAGUGAAGGUCCGGAGGAUCCAGUAACAGUUUGUGAAGAGCAGCCUAAUAGUGAUGAUGAAAGCCUAAAAGAAGCUGCAGUGGUUUCAAGAGAAAGGUUUCCCGUUGCUGUGUCUGAGGUCUCAACGAUGUUGAACAGUGCAUUGAAAAAUGAAUUGCCUGUAGAAAGUGACAGUUCACUUCUAAUAGAUGUAAAACCUUUUUCUACUGAAGACCUAACCAAAAAUGCAUUUGUUGAUGAGGAAACAAAUGAAAGGCACAAAGAAAAUCUUUGCAGAAGCAGUUUCCUAAAAAUAAGCAAUGAUAAAAAUUCCAUCCAGGAAACAGAAGGCAUCUCUGGAGAUUAUAACACGCCACUGUUAAGCAUGGAAAACAAACUUGGAUCAUAUCAAAUUACAUGUGAACCUGACAUGGAAGCUAAGCUGUUAAGUGUAAAUGGUGAAGAAAAAGAAAUCUCUCGGUGUUACAAUUCAAUCCUACAUGAUAAUGUGCGUGAUGAUAACACGGAGGACAAAGGUGCAUUAAAAGCAGAAGAGAAUAGCUCCAAUGCCUGGGCUUUUUUUUCAGUUAGUUUACCUACUGAGGAAUUGCAGCUGGGCUUUGAUACACAAGUUUCUCUCUCUUCUUGGUCUGAGGAUAAAUUUGUAAGUGAACAAAGACCCCCCAAAAUGAGGAAACCUAAACAGACUCACAUGAACAGUUCAACACAGCUAAAUUGCUAUCAGUCAAAUGAAGGAUUGGUAAAGGAAAACCAUCAGGUAACAGUAACUGAGGAAGCUGGUCAUAUAAUAAGCGAAGGUCUAUCGGCAUCUCCAGCUGGUGAAGUGCACUUUGAUUCCCUUGUGGAAGCCAGGGCCACCUUCGUGCAGUGUUCGAGUGAAGUAAAUGUUCCAAGAAAUGACGCUGCACCAAUUACAUCAAAGAGGAAAAGGUAUAGAAGAAUUGUCAACUUGGCACCGAAGUUUAAUCUACCACGACAGAUUGCUGGUAGUACAGAGGGAGGAAAGGAAGUCCCAAGAAAAGAUGAUGUUCCCCCAAAAAGUGUUUUAGAAGUGGAGCAAAAGAGCUUUCUAAGCAAGGACCGUGGAGAGGAACGUGAGCAGAACCGUGCAUUGCAGGAAUAUUCUGCACCUUACAGUGGCACCGAGGCAACCUAUUCCUUACCCACCCUGGAUGCAGAUGCUCUGUUACAUGAUAUUUCUUACAUUCAUUCGGGACAAUCUUCUCCUAUGCCAAAAUAUUCCUGCAGGGUUUGUGUCGUUUCCAGGACGAAGGAGGAGCAAGCUAGAACUCUUAAGCAACAACAGGUAGUUGAUAAAAAAGAGGGCGAAAGUGAACAAGUUUCUUCGGAGGUUACAAAUAGCCAACCAGAUAUUUUGUCUUCUGUUAAAGUUGUUUCUGAAUAUCCAGAAGAUUCUAGUAUAUUGACAAGCUGCGGUGAAAAUGUGCACGAAGCAGGUGACCCUGAGCCAGCAGAGGCCUCACAACAUGAAGAUAAUCCAGAUGUGAAUAAGAAAUAUAGUUUUCUGGGACUUCCCUUAUCAUUAGGAUUUGCUUUUCAACUUGUGCAGCUCUUUGGUUCUCCAGGUCUUCCACUGGAAUCCUUGUUGCCAGAUGAUUAUAUAGUUCCUCUUGACUGGAAAGUUUCAAAGAUGAUCUAUUUACUGUGGAAGACCUCUGUGGAGGAGAAACAAAAAACAAAUGGAUUGCCGAAUGGAAGCGCCUUGGCUGAUGAUAGUAUUAGUUUUGAAGAUCUAAAUAAAAAUGGCCAAGAGAACCAAGACUCUUCUGAAACACUUCCAGAAAUGGAGCUGUUUCAAGGGGUGAGAGAGGAGAACAUCAUGACCUAUGCUAGUGCUGGUGGCUGUCUGGAUGCUGAGUUUCAUCAGUCGUGAUUGACCAUCUUAAGUUCUGCAUGAAGGAAAAGAAACUUCUCACUGAUUUCACCAUGGAAGGACUUCAGUUGGCCACCAAUGAUUUGAAAUGUGAGGAAUAACCUGGAAGAAAAUAACCACUGUAGAUUUUUGGUGUGAAUCUUCGGCCAUCUUUCCCCCCACAGCCCCCCAAUAUCAACCUCUCU
Pygoscelis adeliae (Adelie penguin) is the source of this 4199-nucleotide messenger RNA. It is a transcript of the gene N4BP2L2, whose product is annotated as NEDD4 binding protein 2-like 2. Gene Ontology annotation, molecular function: transcription corepressor activity. Lineage: Eukaryota; Metazoa; Chordata; Aves; Sphenisciformes; Spheniscidae. Bases 1 to 4014 code for a protein of 1337 amino acids. Gene Ontology annotation, biological process: negative regulation of transcription by RNA polymerase II. The transcript is spliced from 10 exons. The record is from RefSeq and is a predicted model, not a curated record. Gene Ontology annotation, cellular component: nucleus.